This is a messenger RNA of Eleginops maclovinus (Patagonian blennie), 5259 nucleotides long. It is a transcript of the gene nyap2b, whose product is annotated as neuronal tyrosine-phosphorylated phosphoinositide-3-kinase adaptor 2b. Lineage: Eukaryota; Metazoa; Chordata; Actinopteri; Perciformes; Eleginopidae. The record is from RefSeq and is a predicted model, not a curated record. The transcript has 7 exons. The coding region runs from base 119 to 3232 and encodes 1037 amino acids. Gene Ontology annotation, biological process: neuron projection morphogenesis; phosphatidylinositol 3-kinase/protein kinase B signal transduction.
UAUGAUGCACUACUGGUUUUCCUUCGUAGUAUUUUGUGUUUCAAUCUCUUUAACGCAAGCCAUUGUCGCUAACAUUUUCUUUAUGUCUCCAUCAGAAUGCUGUGGAAACCCUUGAAGAAUGAUGAGUUCUAAAGAGGAGGAAACUCUCCGUUUUUUCCAGUAUGUUGAGGAGAAUGGGCUGAGAGCCUACAACGGCCUAGUGGCUCAGAACUUGGACCACGCCAGGAAUGAGAGAAAUAGGACAUUCCUGCAGGAGAAAAACGACAAGAAGAGAAAACAGGAGGAAGCCAUAAGGAGGACAGGUGAGGACAUUGCAACUGAAGGCAAGCACUUACGUAUGGGCUCAAUUACCAUGCCGGACCCCCAGGAACGCAUGCCCCACCCGCAUGCCCUCGCCUGUGGGCAGGGCUUCUCCGUUCGCUCCCAGUCCCUCCACUCUGUCGGCGGUGGGAACAGUGGGGGCGGAGGAGAUGAUGAGGUAGGGAGCCCGACCUCUAGGAAGCAGCCCCCACCCAAGCCCAGGAGGGACCCGGCCACCAAGCUGAGCAUGUCGUCUGAGGCGGUGGACCACAGUCCCACGUCCACCUGCCGCGGGGAGCGAUGUGACGGAGCUCAAGGAUGCAGUGAGGACUGCAGGCGGGUGCCGCCACCCAAACCCAAGAGGAACCCCAACACGCAGCUGAGCGUUUCCUUCGAUGAGUCCUUCAUCAAGAGCCACGGCGGGGUGUGCAGAGCCCUCCACCACGUCACCUCCCCCUACGAACUCAGCCACUCACCUCCGCAGAGCGACGAGAGCCCUACAGACGACUGUGAAGAUGAACCUGUCUACAUAGAGAUGGGUGGCAUUGAUGUCGGAGCACGAGAACCCCUGAAGAGUGAGGACGAGGAGCCGGGGGAGUCUGUGUACGAGGAGAUGAAGUACCCAGUUCUGGAUGAUAUGGAGUAUCGCACUGACCCUGUGGGAUGCCGCUCCGCGUGUCCCACCCCGGCACCGUAUGACCCCGAACCUCUCAGUCGCUGCUCGACACCUCGAAACAUUCCACUCUGUGACAUUCCUGCACCCUUUCCCAAUUUACUCACCCAUCGGCCUCCUCUGCUGGUGUUCCCACCUGCGCCGGCUCAGUGCUCUCCUAACUCAGACGAGUCCCCCCUCACCCCUCUAGAUGUUACCAAAUUGCCCAUGCUGGAGAACCAAUCCUACAGUAAAUCUCCAACAUCAUCCAGUGAGCCACCUUCCUCGGCACACCUCCGCAGGGAGCUCACUGCCACCCCGACCCUCACCAUCUCUGGCCGCUCUUCUGCACCUCCUCUACCCUGUACCCUCUACAAAUCCUCCUCCUCAUCCUCCUAUCAGCGCAGCCACUCUGCUUGCCCAUCACCGGUCAGCAUGGGCCGCUGUCUCACCCCUCUCAGCCUCAUGCGUACACCUCCCUUCGAUGCUCCGAUGCCAUUCCCAGGGGGGCUGCCGCGGAGCGCCUCAGCCACCCCUCACGGCAAAGGCUCUCCACCUCAAGACGGUGUGGGCCGACUCCAUGGCUCUAUGCAGAAUGUGUCAACAGGGCGGUCACGGACGCCCACAAGCCCGCUGGACGAACUUACCAACCUGUUUACAACAGGCAGGAACAUGCUGAAGAAAAAUGCCAGUGGCAGGAAGUCUAAAGAGCCUGGAGAGACUGAGUCCAAAAGCAAAUCUCACAGCGAGUCCAAGCGUGAGGGAAAGGAGCGCCACAGCCACAGCAAGGAGUCCAAACGGGAAUCAAAGGAACGCCACAGCAAAGAGUCUUCUCACCGGAGAGACAGUAAAGACCGUACUUAUAGCGGUUCAGACGUGCCACCGGCUCGCAGGGAUAGCAGGGAUAGCAGGGACCAGGGCUGCAGCAGUCUGGAGCCCAUCCCUUCGAUAAGAAGGGACUCCAAAGACAGAGGGCUCAGCAAUGGUGACCUAAUGCUAAGGAGAGACAGUAAAGAUCGAGGCGGGGGACACGCAAUUGAGUCUUUGAUGAGACAGGACAGCAAGGACAGACUGCUGGAUCAGCCCCCUGAGCUGUUACCAAAACAAGAGAGCAAGGAAAGGUCAAGAAACGGUGUAGACAGUAGACAUGAAAGCAGAGAGAGACUGCUGGAUCAGCCGCCUGAGCUCUUACCAAGACAGGAUAGCAAAGAGAGAGCCAGGAACGGUGUGGACUCAAAACAUGAAAGCAGAGACAGGCCGCCUGAGCUUAUCCCUCGGCAAGAGAGCAAAGACAGAGCUAGAACUGGAGCAGAAUAUAGGCAUGAAAGCAAAGACCACUGUCCUGAUUUGUUACCCCCGCAGGAAUUCAAAGAGAGGGCACGAAAUGAAAUGGAACACAGACAUGAAGGUAGAAUAGAUCAGCCACCUGAGAUCCUACCCCGCCAGGAAACAUCCAGAGGCAGCAACGGGAGGGUCGGAUACGCCUCUGAAUCCAAGCAUGAUGGGAGAGAUCGGAGCUGCCACAACGGGGGAGAUCUCCCUCCUCCUCUUCUGCCCAGGCAGGACAGUAAAGAUCUGAGCAGAACUGGUCUGGAAGUGAGACGGGACAGCAAAGACAGAAGUCUAAAUGGCUCAGACCAGCAUCAUUACGAUGUCAAGAACAACAAGAGCCCUUCUGCCAUGGAGUAUAGGUGCGAUAGUAAAGAGCGAGGAUACAGAUCAGAUGGCACGCCCAGACGAGAUAACCGAUCAAGCUACGGCGCGGACCAAUCAAAAGCACAAGAGAGGAACGGCAGCACAAUGUCAGGGCAGCACUCAUCCACAACGACACCUACUCACCACGGGAGACCCUCCGGUAGCCCACCAAUUCCCACGGGAACAGGAAAUGAUCUGAAAGCAGCACCUAAGUAUUGCCGCUCACCUUCUAUGCCUGCUAACCCCUCCCCAAUGGGAACUCCACAAAGGAAGGCAGCAGAGGCACAUCCAAGUCAGAUGCCCCAGAUGCCAUGGAUCUGUGGAGACACCACUAUGCUAGAGCAGAUUGAGAGGAAACGCACCCUCUGCAUGGAGAUCCGCUCAAAACAACAUCCACACCUGCAGAGAUCUCUGGAGAGGCCUCCUCCUGCGGACAGGAGCGAGGACAAGCACCAGGAGAGGAGUCAGUGCAAGCAGCAAAAUGCAUCUGUUCUCCCAGGCUGGGGGAAAAGCAGCGGGGCCAAGAAGAUCCGUCCUCCCCCUUACCCCACACAGAAAACCGUAUUCUGGGACACGGCCAUCUGACAACACACUCAAACCUCCCUGCCACACAACCCCAUAUUACCCUCUCCCUCUUUCCUCUGGGCUGUGCUGAUUCUUCAGGGGCGUCAGGACAGCCAGUAAGAGCACCCGGGUGAGACUCGCUGAUGUCAAAGGACAAUGGUGGUUACCAUAGCAAUAUUUCUGCUUGUUCAGGUUGUCAUGUUUUCUUAUCAUCACUGGUGAUAUUUGCUAUUUUUCUAUUUCCUGUGACUGGAUUCUUGUAAUAUAAUUAGUAGAAUAGAUAUUUGAUGAAUAGAUAUUUUCUAAAUGAGAUGGGGAUUAAAAAGCAUUUUAAAUUAUGUAUAGUAGAUGUAGAUGCAAUCUAAUGUUUGUUUUGUUAUUUUUGUUUUGGUUAUUUUACAUUUGAAAGCAUAAUCUAUCAAUACUUGUACUGUAGUAGCAUAAUUUUCUUAUGCCCAACUCUUUCUUUUGUGCUCCAAAGCACAAAACCGAAUGGACUAUUCAACUCUGUCUAUAUAUACUUUACAUUUUCACUGUUGUAUUGUAAGUUGAGGAGUUAACGUCAAUGUGCUUUAGAUUCCAGCGCCCUCCAUGCCUGGUGCAGUACACUUUGUUCUAGAAUGUACAACAGUUGGUCCUAGAACAGAAACAGGAAACUUUGUGUGCUUCAGUUUGUAUAUUACAGUAAGAAGCUGUGUAGUCACUAUACAUCAAAGCCUUUCAAAGCGGUUGAAUCAUUUUAUAGGAAAACCUGUUGGCUGGCAUGUUGUGGAGGACAGAAAAAGUGCAAAACGCUGUUUUUCUAAGAUAGGCUAUGAGGGUGGGUUGGGGAGGUAGCAAAUUAGAACAUACAUUAUUAACAGUUUAAUUUCUAAAACCAGCCAAAGCCUGUUCAAGUGAGAUAUUGGUGUGGUUGCACUUUUGACGGUUGUUUUUUUGAGAAAGGGUUUGGGGCAAUAGCUGGCGAUUACUUGCGCCCUUACUUUGCCAUGCACACUGCAAGCACCAUGACACAGUGUAAAUACUUGAUGCCAACGACCAGCCCAGUACAAUCAACACCUGAGCUUUUAGAGCAUUUCUUCAUUUUACUGCAGAUUAUAAUAGCCAUAUGCACUUGCUUAAGAAAUAACUUUCAAGAUUAUGCUUAUAUAUAUAUUUUUGAAAAUGUUAACGGUAGCUGUGCCAUGUUUAGUUUUUAAUUUAUUGGCUGGGAGUGACAUGCAGUCAUCUGUGAUUGGUUGUCUCUGACAAUAUUCCCAAUUCAAUUGGCUGGCAACCGUUUAAGAGAAUAAGUCGUUUAAGGACCUAUUACAUGGCAACAGCUCUACCCAGUCAAGCAGACAGGGGUUGCACAAUGGCCUAGAAAUCUUUGAGGCUUUGUAAAAAUAAAAACAAUCUGCACUACCCAUUAUAUUCCAUCACAUUUAAUCAGGCUGAUAACAUACAUUUCCCUCUCCCCCUGCUCUUUCCCUCUACCUCAACCUCCUACUUACAUCAUCCAAAUUGGUUCUCGUUAGCACAUUAAAUGCAAUGUCGACAUUGCCAAAAUAGUGUGGGUUUGACAAAUGAGCUAGCCCUCAGAGUGCAAGUGCAGUACCCCCUCACUGGUGAGAAUCAAAACUGCAGAGGUCCCUCUGUGUUGUACCUGUAUGUGUGUGUGUGUGUGUGUGUGGGGGGGGGGGGGGGUGUGUGUGUGGGAGAGAGCUGUGUGUGUUUGUGUCCGUGUGCCAAGCUACACUGUAUGCAAGUUGAAUCUUUAAAAAUGAUUGUUUUAAGACAUUCACUUUGCCCCAUCCAUGAUGUUGGUGGGUGGAGGUUGGAAAUGUAAUAAUGAUGAUGUACAAUCUCUUUGUGUGUAUAAACGUGCACUGUGAAAAGGUAGAGAGAGCACCGCACUGUCAGAGUCCUCUGUCUUAUUGCACUGAGUGUUCUCUUGUUUUUACGUAAUAAAAAGGAAAAGGAAAAAACAUGUUUGAGGAAAAAAGUACUGUAUUCUGAUUGUCACUUGGGUUCUGUUGAGAGAAAGAAAUAAAUAUGAACUUGAAACC